This is a messenger RNA of Erythranthe guttata (spotted monkey flower), 781 nucleotides long. RefSeq names its product kirola. Lineage: Eukaryota; Viridiplantae; Streptophyta; Magnoliopsida; Lamiales; Phrymaceae. The record is from RefSeq and is a predicted model, not a curated record. Gene Ontology annotation, biological process: defense response.
CUCUUUGGCUCAACUAUAUAUAUAAGAGUGGAGCGAACAAGUUAUAUCAGCAUACAUAUCCAAAAUAAUUAAUAAUCUUGAAUUUCCUUUUUCAAAGUUUAUAUUAUACAUAUAUAUAUAUAUAUAUAUAUAACUAUGGCAUUUCUGCGCAAUAAGCUGGUUGCCCACGUGGCAUUCAAGGCCGGUGGAGAUGUGUAUCAUCGGCUAUUCACUAAUAAUCCACCCCAUUUGACCAAAGUUACCCCUUCUAAAUUCCAGAGUUGCGAGCUGCAUGAAGGCACCUUUGGAACCAAUGGCUCUAUUCUCCAAUGGACGUACACUGUUGAUGGGGAAGUGCAGACAUGCAAGCAGAUAAUCCAAAACGUAGAUGAAGAAAAGAAACAAUUCUCGUACAAGUUCAUUGAAGGAGAUCUGCUGGAGUUGUACAAGGAUUUUGUGGUGACGUGUCACGUUGAGACCAGAGACGGGGUUGACUACAUCACAUGGACCAUAGACUACGAGCUUCUUAAGGCCGACAAUCCACACCCAAUUAACAUUCUCAAGUUUGUCAUUGGAUUCACUAAAGAUAUUGAGACUCAUAUGUUCGGAUGAUCGAUGGGAUUGAGAUUUAUAUGUGUGCUCGGAUUUUCACCAAUUGCUUCAUAUGUUUAUUUCUCUACAUUUGUUGUUCUAAUAAAAAUUAGCAUCCUAGGUUUGAUGAUGCUAUAAAUAAGAUAUGUGUACUUCCAAAUAAGUGAGGCUUUGGUGAAUUAUAUAUUUCUACUUGUUUUUUCAUGUGUGG